AUGUUAAUAUUGCUUGCUGGUGCUUGUGCCAGUGCUGGCUCUUGUGCCAAUGCUUGUUUUGGUUCUUGUACUAAUGCUUGUGAUGGUGCUGGUGCUGGAGCUGUUGCCUGUGCUUGUGCCGGUUUUCUUCCUAGUGCUGGUGCUGGGCCUGGUGAUGGAGGUUGUGCCUGUCCUGGUGCUUGUGCUGGUGCUUAUGCUUUUGCUUUUGCUUGUGCUGGUGCUGCUGGUGAUGCUGUUGCUGGUGCUUGUCCUGGUGCUGGUGCUUUUACCGUUCCUCGUACCAGUGAUUGUGCUGUUGUUUGGGCCGGUGCCCGCGCUUAUGCUGAUGCUGGUGCUUGUGCUCGUGCCAGUGCUUGUGCUUGUGCUUGUGCUGGUGCUUGGGCCGGUGCCGGCACUUGUGCUGGUGCUUGCUCUAGUGCUAGUGCUAGUGCUUGUGCUAAUGCUGGUGCAGGUGCUUUUGCUGGUGCUGGUGCUGGAGCUUGUACCAGUGGUCCAGCCGGUGCUGGUGCUUGUCCCUGUUCCGGUGCUUUAGCUGGUGCUGUUGCUUAUGCUGGUGCUGGUGCUUGUGCUUCUGCUGGUUCCUUUCCUUGUGCUUGUUUUGGUUCCGGUGCUUGUCCUGGUGCUGGUUUCUGUGCUGCUUCUUCUGCAGGUGCUGGUUCCUGUGUUGGUGCUGAUGCUGGUGUUUUAUUAGUGCUAGUGCUGGUGCUGAAGCUGUUUCUGGUGCUUGUGCCUGUGCUGGUGCCUGUGCUGGUCCCUGUACUGCUAGAGCUGGUGCUAAUGCUGCUGCUUGUACUGGUGCUGGUACCGGUGCUGGUGCUUGUGCUGGUGCUUAUGUUGGUGUUUCUGCUUGUACCAAUCUUGUCUUGUCUUGGUGCUGGUGCUUGUGCUGGAGCUGGUGCUGGUGGUGGUGCUAGUGCUGGUUCUGGUGCCAGGGCCGGCCCUUCUGCCGAUGCUUGUGCUGGUUCUUGUACUAAUGCUAGUUCUGGCGCUGGUUUUGGUGCUAGUGCUUGUGCUUUUGCUGGUGACUGUGUUUCUGCUGAUGCUGGUGCUUUUACUAGUGCUAGUUCUGGUGCUGGUGCUGGAGCUGGUGCUGGUGCUGGUGCUGGUGCUAGUGCUGGCGCUUCUGCUGUUUUUGGUGCUUUUGCUGUUGCUUGUACUGGUGCCGGUGCUGGUGCUGGUGCUGAUGCUGGUGCUAGUGCUGGUGCUGGUGUUUGUGCUGGUCCCAGUGCUUGUGCUGGUGCUGUUGCUUAUGCUGGUCUUUGUGCUUCUGCUGGUUCUAAUGAUGGUGCUUGUUAUGGUCCCGGUGCUUGA
Rhopilema esculentum is the source of this 1311-nucleotide messenger RNA. Lineage: Eukaryota; Metazoa; Cnidaria; Scyphozoa; Rhizostomeae; Rhizostomatidae. The record is from RefSeq and is a predicted model, not a curated record.